Molecule: messenger RNA, 795 nt
Organism: Entrophospora sp. SA101
Lineage: Eukaryota; Fungi; Glomeromycota; Glomeromycetes; Entrophosporales; Entrophosporaceae
Source: the annotation of a GenBank genome assembly
AUGCCCGAACAAAUAACUAAUGAAAAUUUGAACGAGGAAACUGAGUAUAAUAAAUUAGGAAAAGUAGAAUUAGAGAAAGCCGAAGACCCGAAAAUUCAAAAAGAGUUGCUGGAACUUUUCCAAAAAUAUAAAAAGGGCGAGAAGUUUACUGAUAAAUAUUUUGACCAGGAAAUAGAAUUAGAACAUAUUACUUUUUUUGCUACGGAAAAAAAGAAAAUUUUGCGAGCCAAAGCCAAUGAUAUUCAAGAGAAGCAUCAGGAAUUAGUUAUCCCCGACCAAAUCAUUGAAGCCAUACUUAACCAUAUUCGCGAAGUCGGAGUCCGGCAAGCCGAACGAGCCUUAUAUAAAUUAGAAGAAGAUCUCUGUCAACCUUGCUAUCAAGCCAACGAGCCAGAAUAUUUACAAAACUAUCGAAUUAUUGCUAAAACUCCACUGGAACCAGACGAUAAUGAUUAUAUAAAAUACGAUUCUAUUGAGUGUUAUGCUGGCAAAAAAGACCAAACCGGUCAAAUAUUAAAGCAAAAAGACUGUCCGCACUGUCAACCGUGGAAAUAUAAUAAAGAUACGCCACUACCCAUUAAAACUUGCUUGGUUUGCGAAAAAGAUAUUACUAAAAAUCAAGGAAUUACUUAUAGUAGCAGAGCCAAUAAUGAAAAAAAGAAAAAUUAUUGCUCUGUUGAGUGUUUAAGAAAAGGAAUGGCUCCUAAAAACGAACCUCAACAAAAUAAUCCUAAUAAAACUCCUAACCAUAAUCAAAACCGCGGAAUGCCAACUGGCUUAAAAAAUUUUUUCUGA